Patella vulgata (common limpet) is the source of this 1141-nucleotide messenger RNA. Its product is annotated as WD repeat-containing protein 55. Gene Ontology annotation, molecular function: protein binding. NCBI's taxonomy places the organism in Eukaryota, Metazoa, Mollusca, Gastropoda, Patellidae. The transcript has 8 exons. The record is from RefSeq and is a predicted model, not a curated record. The coding region runs from base 10 to 1116 and encodes 368 amino acids.
UCAACAAACAUGGCGUCGAAGAAGACCCAACCGAAACCAAAGGAUAUAGAAUUUGACGAUUUAGUUGUGAAUUUGUGUUUUCAUCCAGUAAAAGAUUUAAUAGCUAUUGGUUCUAUAAAUGGUGAUGUAUCUAUAUAUUCCUACAGUACCGAGGGAGAGAAUAAACUAGAAAAAACAUUCAACCACCACAAGAAAUCUUGUCGAGCAUUACGAUUUAGUCAGAAUGGAGAGACUCUCUUAACAGCUUCCAAAGAUAAAUCUAUCAAAUGUUCGGAUGUAGAAACAGGAAAAAUAAAAAAUAAAUUUAAAAGUGCUCAUGAAUCGGCCAUUUAUAGCAUGGUUAUAUCAGAUCGAAAUAUUUUAGCUACUGGAGAUGAUGAUGGAAAAAUCAAGUUAUGGGAUUUAAGAAAAGAGAAAGCUAUCCAUGAAUUUAAAGAAAAUGAAGAAUAUAUAAGUGAUAUGGCUAUAGACAGUAGUAAAAGAACUCUACUAUCAACAAGUGGAGAAGGUACAUUGACUGCUUUUGAUAUGAGGAAGAGAAAAAUGACGAUACAGUCAGAAGUUUUUGAUUCAGAAUUACAAUGUUUAGCAGUUGUUAAGGGCGAGAGGAAAGUUGUAUGUGGAACUGGUGAUGGAGCAUUGAGUCUGUUUAAUUGGAAUGAAUGGGGUUUAAAUAGUGAUUUGUUUCCUGGUCAUCCAGACUCAGUAGAAUGUAUAACAGCGUAUAAUAGAAAUAUAGUCUGUACUGGUAGUGGAGACGGGAUAAUCAGAGCUGUGAACAUCUUACCAAAUAGUUUUAUGGGUGUGAUAGGUGAGCAUGACGGUUUUCCUAUCGAAGGAAUUGAUUUAACACAUGAUAAAACUUUACUAGCUAGCUGUUCACAUGAUCAGUGUGUUAAAUUCUGGAACAUUCAAAACUUAGAAAAUCUCAAAAUAAACAAAAAGAAAGUUGUCAAGUACAAAUCCAAAAAACUUUUCAGUCGUGAUGAAAACUUUUUUGCCGAUAUUAAUAAAGAUGUAACACAAGAUGAUGAUGAAGAGGAGAAAGAUGGGGAUGAUGACAAUGAAGAUGAUGAUAGUGAUGAUGAUGACGAUAGUGAUUCUGAUAGUGAUUAGAUAUAAAUAAAUUUAUACUAGCAUC